Rhododendron vialii is the source of this 2843-nucleotide messenger RNA. RefSeq lists its product as uncharacterized. Lineage: Eukaryota; Viridiplantae; Streptophyta; Magnoliopsida; Ericales; Ericaceae. Bases 113 to 2425 code for a protein of 770 amino acids. The record is from RefSeq and is a predicted model, not a curated record. The transcript is spliced from 2 exons.
CAAUAACAAGAGCAUCGGUACUCAUCAAUAAUAGGAGUACCUUGCUGAACUCCACACCGUGGGUAGAAGAGAAAAGAGAGAGGGGGUAGCUGGGUGUGUAGGCGAUACAGAAAUGAAGAUGUCAGAUCUUUCCCCAAGUCCUUCAGUUCUUUCCCCAAGCCCCUCAGAUGAUUCCUCAUAUGAUGAUUCCCCAUAUCUCUCAGAAUAUCUGUUUAAGUGGAAUGUAUGGGAUAUCCGGGCGUUUGUGCUCUUGAGUAUGUUUCUUCAUUGCUUCUUAUUCGCAUGUGCAUCCGAAAGAAGACGCACAAAUAAGACUUGGCUGCUGACACUCAUCUCUUCAGCUUACUUUCUCGCCGACUGGGUCGCUCCAUAUACAAUCGGACUCAUCUCUGUAAGACUCAGCAAAAUUUGUGAUUCUAACAGAGCCAGUCUCAACGAAUGUCCUUUUAAAAUCCCAGAUGAGAAUUUGUGGAAUUCCUUAUUUAAAUGUAGCCCUCAUGGAUACGAAAGUCCUCAUGGAUACGAAAGUCCUUAUGGAUAUGGAUACAAAAGUCUUCUUGAAUACGAAUGUCGUCGUGGAUAUGAAAGUUACCAAUAUGCGGUUACCACUUGGUAUUUAAGAUUGUGGGCACCAUUUCUCCUGCUCCACCUCGGUGGCCCUGAUAAUGUUACGUCUCUUUCCGCUGAAGAAAAUAAUAUGUGGCUUCAGCAAUUGAUUCGGCUGAUUUCGCAAAUCGUGUCAACUAUCCUUAUUUUCAUCCGAUUUGCGCCCUACUUCGGAUUCAAUUGGACUUCACAUCUGAUUUUUUUGGCGGGAACCAUAAGAUGUAUGGAGCGAGUACAUUCUUUAUAUUUAGCUCGCUCUGGAGGCUUGAAAGAAUCCAGCGCCACUCGAGUAAAGCUGCAAGCCGGGCCUGACUUUGAAAUACUUUCUGAGGCACAACGGGCAAUGAGAGAGGCCAACCUCCCCACCCAAGUGGAGCGUGUGCAGUUACCUCCGAAGAAAUUCAAGCCUCAUUCUCCGAUUGUACGGGAUGUGGAAUUAGUAUUCGAUAUUGAUAAUGACGAACUGGACCAAAAAUCAUUGCUGCAGUUCGCCCUUUGCUUCUACAACAACUUCAAGGGACUCUUUUUCGGACGAGUCACUUACAGCCACGAGCAACGUCACUUCACUCGCAAUUUCUUUCUCAGAAGAAGUAGCCGUGAUGCUUUUAAGUUGGCAGAAAUUGAACUUAGUUUCAUACAUAAGGAUCUCCAUACCAAGACUGGAACACCACAUGUCGAUGGCAACCCAUUAGCGCGUAUUAUUACCUUCUUGUUAAUCAGUGUUGCAGCUUUCGGAUUAUAUCGGAUAGGGGAGAUAGGUUCAUUAGUUGAUAGCGGCAUCAGCUAUGCCUUGAUCUUUGGAGCUUUAAUCAUCGAGAUUGUCUCUCUCCUAAUGGUCCUAUUGUCAGGCAGGAAUGUAAUUGCAUUCAAUUACUACAACUUGGUAAGACCUAUUGCUAAUGCAAUGGUCAACACGCGCAAGUGGUCAGAAUAUUUCUCAAAGUGCAAUUUCAUUUGUUAUUAUCUUCAUCACAGAACCCCACGUCAAAUGAGUUUUAUAGCAGAGUUUCUAUUCAUUGGGCCUGCUCUGGAGGCUUGGAAACUCAAAAGAACAGUCACCUCAGUUACCGUUUCGAAGCCUUUGAAGGACAAGAUUUAUACAGAGCUGAAAACGAGAUCAGAGCUAGCGCAGAACGUAGAAAUUGCAACAAAGAUAUGUUCACAAAGGGGAGAUUGGAUUCUCAUGCAAAGAUCUUGUUAUAGUAAACUCAAAUGGAGCCUUGGAGAGGUUGAGUAUGGACAUAGCUUCUUGCUAUGGCACAUUGCUACGGAUCUUGUAUGCUAUAACGCCAAAGAUUGCGAUAACGAUGCUUCGAUUGGCGACCGCCAGUUCUGUAAGGAUAUUUCAGAGUACCUGCUAUAUCUUUUUCUGGCAAAGCCCACCAUGAUAGCUCCAGCUGCUGGUAACUCGGUAAAAAUCUUUCAGGACACGUCCCUAGAGGCUAAGAGAUUAUUUCGCAAAAGAUCAAUAACAGACCAUGACCAAGCCUGUCAAGCGAUUCUUUCUGUGAAUACCGAUUUUAAACCAGCUAUUCUGAAAGGAGAUGCAAGCGAAUCUGUGUUGUUUGAUGCAUGUAUACUUGCGAAGCAGUUGGCGGGAUUCAAUGCAGAUAAGCGGUGGAGUCUAAUGAGCGGGGUAUGGAUGGAAUUGCUUACUUAUGCUGCAUUCCAUUCUAAAGGGACUGACCACGCACAUCAGCCGGGCCAGGGAGGUGAGCUUCUUACUUUUGUUUGGUUAUUGAUGAACCACUUGGGUCUAGGUAAGCAAUUCCAACAAGAGCGUGUGCGGACUGGAUACAGAGUGCGUGUCAAAAAAUAAGAUUGCAAAGGUAAACUGGAAAACAAUUAGGGAUGGAUACAUCAUCUUGAGACACAGGGGAUGAUGCAUCUCUCUUAUGCUUUUUAUUGUUGUCUAAACUGAAAGCUCUCAUGCUUUCGGGUGUAGUUGUAGGUGUUGGGUCAUGUUCUUUUCGUCGGGUGUGGGUGUUGGGUUUUGGUUUUUCGCUGGUUUUUAGGCUGUAUCUAUGGCUUUUGUGGUGCUUUGGUUGUGGAGCUUUAGGUGUGUUUCCAUGGUUUCAGGUGUGUUGAUGCGGAUGGUCUCUUGCCAUCCUUUGGUGUUGAUUUUCGGGUGGCGUUUUGCCGAUGUGUCCGAGAUUCGUUUAAUAUGUGUAAUCUUCUUCAAAGAUUAAUAUAUAUAAUCUCAAACAAAAUAAAUAAAGAAAUUUUUUUGGUCAAAA